CCUGACAGUGAACGCACCACACCAAUGUGAAUCGCUGGCUAUUAAAGCCGCCGCCCCCUUUCCUCCUCACUCACCACUGCUUUCAGUUUUUUUGUUGGAUUGACUGCGACAGCUGCCAAUGUGUUGUUCAUCUUCGUGAAGUUGGUACAAAGCCGAAGGCAUGCCGCUGGCUCGCAGCCUCUCUGUCACGUCCCUGUCAGGACUUGAGGAGUGGGACGAGGAGUUUGAUUUAGAAGACGCCGUCCUUUUUGAAAUUGCAUGGGAGGUCGCAAACAAAGUUGGAGGCAUCUACACCGUCAUCCAGACCAAAGCCCGUCUGACUGCAGAGGAAUGGGGGGAGAACUAUUUCCUGGUGGGUCCCUACGUGGAGAGCAACGUGCGUACGCAGGUGGAGCUGAUUGAGCCCACCAACCCUGUGCUGAAGAGAACCAUUGACAAGAUGAACGCCAGUGGGUGUAAGGUCUACUUUGGGCGGUGGCUGAUAGAAGGAAGUCCCUAUGUCGUUCUGAUUGAUGUGGCGUUCACUGCCUGGUCUCUGGACUCCUGGAAGGCCGAGUUGUGGGAUCUUUGUGCUAUCGGCGUGCCGUGGUUUGACCGUGAGGCCAAUGACGCCGUGCUGUUUGGCUUCCUGACCACCUGGCUUUUGGGAGAGUAUGCGGCCCAGUCUGAGGAGCCUCCGCACAUUGUGGCCCAUUUCCAUGAGUGGUUGGCCGGCCUGGGCCUGGUGUUGUGUAGACAUAGGAAACUGCCUGUCGCAACCAUCUUCACCACACAUGCCACACUGCUGGGACGAUACCUGUGUGCUGGAAAUGUGGACUUCUAUAACAACCUUGCAGAGUUCAAUGUGGAUAAGGAAGCAGGUGACAGGCAGAUCUACCACCGUUACUGUAUAGAGAGAUCAGCUGCUCACUGUGCCCACGUCUUCACCACGGUGUCCCACAUCACAGCCGUAGAGGCAGAGCACCUGCUCAAGAGGAAACCAGACAUUAUCACCCCCAACGGGCUCAAUGUGAAGAAGUUCUCAGCCGUGCACGAGUUUCAGAACCUCCACGCUCAGAGCAAGAAUCGCAUUCAGGAGUUCGUCAGGGGACACUUCUACGGGCACCUUGACUUCAACCUGGACAAGUGUUUGUUCCUCUUCAUUGCUGGAAGGUACGAGUUCUCCAACAAAGGAGCUGACAUCUUCUUGGAAGCUUUAGCCAGACUCAACUAUCUGCUCAGAGUCAAUCACAGUGACGUGACCGUCAUUGCAUUCUUCAUCAUGCCAGCUCGCACAAACAACUUCAACGUGGAGACCUUGAAGGGCCAAGCGGUCAGGAAGCAGCUCUGGGAUACUGCUCAGACUGUGAAGGAACGCUUUGGAAAGAAACUUUAUGAGUCACUUCUAGUUGGGCAGCUGCCAGAUGUGUCGAAGAUGCUGGACAAAGAGGAUUUCACCAUAAUGAAGCGGGCCAUCUUUGCGACUCAGAGACAAUGCCAGCCUCCAAUCUGCACCCACAACAUGCUGGAGGACAGCAGCGACCCCAUCCUGAACUGUGUCCGCCGCAUCGGCCUUUUCAACAGCUCCUCUGACCGCGUCAAGAUAAUCUUCCAUCCAGAGUUCCUGUCGUCCACUUCUCCUCUGCUUCCGAUGGAUUAUGAGGAGUUUGUUCGAGGCUGCCACCUCGGCGUCUUCCCGUCUUACUACGAGCCUUGGGGCUACACACCAGCUGAGUGCACAGUCAUGGGAAUCCCAUCGAUCUCCACUAACCUGUCGGGCUUUGGUUGUUUCAUGGAGGAACACAUAGCAGACCCUUCAGCAUAUGGUAUUUACAUCCUGGACCGGCGGUACCGAGGGGUGGACGAGUCGUGUAACCAGCUCACAUCCUUCCUGUUUCAGUUCUGCAAGCAGAGCCGGCGCCAGCGGAUCAUCCAGAGGAACAGGACCGAGCGUCUGAGUGAACUGUUGGACUGGAGAUACCUUGGCAGAUAUUAUAUAUCUGCCCGUCAUAUGGCCCUGGCUAAAGCCUUCCCUGACGACUACAUCUAUGAACUUCAUGAGCCCACCUCAACUUCGGGUUUCCGUUACCCCCGACCGGCGUCUGUGCCGCCGUCUCCAGCUCUGUCCCGCCACUCGUCCCCCCGCCACAGCGAGGCAGAGGACAACGAUGAAGACGAACCCUACGAUGAAGAUCUGGAGGCAGAAAAGGACCGGGUGAACAUCCGUCAGCCCUACGCCCUGCCGUACAAAAACAAGUUGUUGGCUGCCCCGGCGUCCAAUGGGAACGGAGAUAGUGACAAAAACUGACACACAUACAUACAAAAAGUACAUGCUACUAGUACAACCUUAUAGUCAGGCGGCUUAGCUAAAUAAAGGGGACACGCUGGACAAAAGCACCAAAUUUUUUCCAUGUGCUCUCUGUCACCAUAGGUUUCAAU
Centropristis striata (black sea bass) is the source of this 2418-nucleotide messenger RNA. It is a transcript of the gene gys1, whose product is annotated as glycogen synthase 1 (muscle). Gene Ontology annotation, biological process: glycogen biosynthetic process. Bases 161 to 2287 code for a protein of 708 amino acids. The record is from RefSeq and is a predicted model, not a curated record. Lineage: Eukaryota; Metazoa; Chordata; Actinopteri; Perciformes; Serranidae. Gene Ontology annotation, cellular component: cytoplasm. Gene Ontology annotation, molecular function: alpha-1,4-glucan glucosyltransferase (UDP-glucose donor) activity. The transcript is spliced from 16 exons.